AUGGGUGUGGCCAGCAGCUCCAGGUCAACUGUGAUUGGAGGACUGGAGGGGUUCAGGAAGUACAUGGUCCGAGUUGACUCCGUCACAGAGCAUGGUGAACGACCUGAUGGGUACUAUGUCAGGCUACACCUCCUCAACCAGGCCCGCCCCAGGGAACUCUGGGUGAAUAAGUCCAGGUGUGUGGUCCUGGGCAUGUUCAGUCCAGGGCAGACCUACGAGCUGGGUGUGGCUUCAGUGAGAGGAGGGAACAAGAGCCAAGAGAUCAGCACCACAUACACCACAGUCCCAGGAGCCCCACAGGAAGUGCUGCUGGUGGAAGAGGAUGUGACCUCAUCAGUGUUUGUGAGCUGGGGAGCCACCGCAGGGGGCAUGAAGAGGUACAAGGCUGAUGUAUCCAGUCUGAGUUCUCGAACAGCGUUUACGGUCAUGGUGACCGCCGCAUCCUCCUCCAACCUCAGCCCUCCGGUCAGCCGCAUUAUCAACACCAACGAAACCGCCCCAAAAUCCCCUCCAACCAAUCUAGAGGGAGAGAGGGUGGGCUCCAAUGGGAUCCUUCUGUCUUGGACCAUGCCCUCUGACUCUCCCAUUGACGGUUAUGUGAUCAGGUACAAGGAGAUGUGUCCAUAUCCAGACACCACCUUCAAAGAGGUGCCCAAACACCUGGAUGUCCCUGAGACUCUCCUCAACCUCUUUUUACCAGGAUCUACCUAUAACAUCAAGGUUGCAGCAGAAAAUUCUGCUGGUAUUGGACCCUAUAGCAAGUCUCUGUACAUCAAAACUGCUGAGGCCCCCCCCGGCCUGGUGACUAACCUGACAGCGUUUGCUCAGAACCACACGUUCGUAGUGGUCACGUGGUUCCUGCCGCUCCGCAUCAACGGUCUGAUCACCAAGUUUGCAGUUAAAGCCAAACACGCUCGUACCGGUCAGACCGUCCGCAUGCUGGAGCUGGAUGCUGAGGAAAUCAUGACCGUAGCGCUACCACACUGCAACGAUGCAGCAGAAAUCCUGUCUCGUGGGACCCCCAGUCCAUCAGAGGUGACAGCGUCCUCUCCUCCCGUCACCCUGUCAGCCGUCCCGCCUGCCGCCACCUGGGCUGUACCAAUAUCUGUAGGGGUGGACCAGCUGCGCCCCUACACAGCAUACGUCUUCGAAGUGUCUGCUUUCACCUCCGACGGAGAGGGACAGGUCGCCUCCACCAUGGUCCGCAUGCCUGAGUCAGCCCCAGAGGACCCUCCCCACAACCUGUCGGUAUGGAACGUGACGUCUAAGUCAGUCUCUGUCUCCUGGGAUCCGCCAACCAUUGUUACCGGACGCUUCAGCUACGUCACCUAUCUCUAUGGCCCCACAGGGUUUAUCUAUGAGAACAGCACAGGGGACCUGAAGUUUGUGUACUCUGGUCUGACUCCCUACACACACUACAGAGUGGCCGUCCGGGCCAAGUCUGCUGGCCUGCUGGGGCCUGAGGCCUUUUCUGCUGCACUGACACAUGCUGAGGCUCCCAGUGCGGUGAAGGCUCUACAGGCAGUAGCAGUAGACUCUGUGUCGGUGCGUGUGAGUUGGAGAAGCCCUGCCCAGCCCAAUGGUUUGAUCACACAGUACAGACUCCUGGUUCUGUCUGACAACACACUGCUGCAGGACAUCAACCUCAUCGGAACACAGAAUCUAAAUGACACUGAUCUCCUUGGUGAUGGAACAUUAGUGCCAGGUAUCCCUGGUGACUCUCUGCGGCGUAAGAGAUCAUCUGACCUCAGCCUGACCACCUCUCCACCUGCAUUCACGGUCACCCUGCCCUACCACACGGUCGUCACUGGCAUGACCAUGACCGCAACCAGCCGCACACACAGCGGUUCAACCCCCCCUGACCUUAACCCUAACCUUGACCACAACAGUUACACUGUCCCCACAGUCACUGAGAGUCCCAGUCUGACCAGUAUGGGCCCUGGGACUGGGACUGACCAGACCUCUGACUUGCCAGAUUCCUCCCCUCUGACCUUUGACGCUGUAACUUCAGGGACAUCUGCCCUCUCCCUGACCUCUUCAACCCCGGCCACACCCCUCCCCUGGCUCACUGCCCACUCACAGCCCAGCCAGCUCACCUCUGGCCAGCCACGCCUCUCCACCCGCUCUGCACCUGCAGCCACUGGACACCUCCAGACACACCCCUCCACCAGGGCUGCAGCCUCCAGCACCCCGGGAGGAGUGUAUGUGAGAGAGGAGGUGAUGGACAUGCAGUCUGAGGAGCUGUCUUACCUAGUCUCUGGUCUUAGUCCCUUCACUGAAUACACCUUCACCGUUACCGCAGCUACCUCUAUUGGAGAGGGUCCUGCCUCACACGUCUCUGAGAAGACCCGCGAGCAGAUUCCUAGCUCAGUGGUGGGUGUGUCCUAUCAGAACGUUAGCUCCACCUCCAUCCUGGUCAGCUGGAAUCCGCCCCUCAACCCCAACGGACUAAUCACACAUUACACCAUCUACGGACUCAACCUGCACAGCAACCAGGCCCUGCAGAGAGUUACACACAACACAAGCAUACUGCUCACAGGGCUGGAGAAGUAUACAGGUUAUAAGCUGCGAGUGGCUGCAUCUACUGCUGUAGGAGAGAGCUCUCUGUCUGACCUAGACAAUAUCUUCGCUGUCACACCCGAGGAUGAACCUGACUCCCCACCCUUAGGGUUAACAGUGGUAGACACCUCUCCCUCCACCACCACCCUCUCUUGGUCACCCCCGGAGAGAGCCAAUGGGGUGAUCCAACAGUAUGAGGUCCUGUACGAGAACCAAUCGUAUGUGGCAGUGUUCAACAGCUCUGUCCCCAGAGUGACUCUGACAGGGCUGAUGCCAUUCUCCUACUAUAACGUGUCUGUCAGGUCAUACACACGCCUCGGACACGGGAACCAGACCUCAGACACACUCACUAUGCUGUCUGGGGAGGACGUACCGGGAAGUCCUCCCUACGGCCUGUCCUAUGUGUCCGUCAGUCCCAAUGAGGUGAAUGUGACCUGGGAGCCCCCCCUAGUGCCCAAUGGAGUUAUCACGCACUACAGCCUUGAGCUGCGAAACUCUUCUCACUUCCUCAACCUGACCACACCCAUCAGCCACGCCCAGAUCACACACCUAAGGAAGUUUGCACAAUACACUCUGGUGGUGAAGGGACACACACGCAUGGGCCCUGGAAACCACAGCAGUGACCCACUCAACAUCACCACACUGGAGGAUGACCCAGAUACUCCCCCUCAGUUCCUGUUAGCCAGGAAGUUGUCAGACUACGAGGUAGAAUUGUCAUGGGAACCGCCGAAAGAGACCAACUCUGAGAUCCUCUACUACAUAGUCAGAGUUUGGAAUGAGUCAUCUGAGGUGUGGCAGAAUGUAACAGGUACAGCGGUGGUGAUCAGCGUUGACUCAGAAAGUCGCUACAACGCCUCUGUCUCCAGCUGGACACGCCUGGGGGACGGGGGAGUCCUCAUAUACAUCAGCUUCAGUAUUAUUGACGCAGUGCCAUUUGACCCUCCCCAGAAUGUGUUGUUGGUGAACCUGACCUUUUCCUCAGUGACCGUCCUCUGGCAACCCCCCACUCAGCCAAAUGGAAUCCUCCUGCACUACACUCUGUACUACUCAGACAAUACCACUGUCACAGAACAGCAUAUCCCAGUGUCAGAGCUGGACCCUGUCUCUCUGGGGGAGGACCUGUCCUACUGUCUGUCUGGCCUGAGAGGAGGACAGAACUACAGCCUCUGGCUGACCUCCAGCACCAUGCAGGGGGACGGAGGGCCACGGGACCUCCAGCUCACCCUGCCUCUCCUGCCCUGCCAAGCCCAGCAGGUGCCCAGUGAUCCGGUCCACAAUCUCAGUGCUCAGAUCUUCAGUUCUACGGCCAUCAUAGUAAGCUGGGACCCCCCUAUGGAACCCAACGGACGCCCCUUCUACCUGCUCACCCUGCAGGAGGCAGGACACCCCCAACCCCCUAAACCUCUGAAACCCUCUUAUCCUAACACCAACUCCCCCGGACCACCCGCUGUCAACAAUACCAUCACCAAGACAACCAACGAUAACGUCUUCCUGUUUACCAAACUCAGGAAGUACUAUCCCUACAUCCUCACUGUUACCCCGGCAACCAGCGCUGGCCUGGCCCACAACCACACCAGCCUGCUGCACGUGAGGACUGAUGAUGAUAUCCCCAGUUCAGCUCCAGUGCUGGUGUCCAGUAGGAACCUGUCGUCCUCCUCUGUGUCUGUGGUGUGGCAGCGCCCCCUGGAGGCCAACGGAGAGAUAACAGAGUAUUCCCUCACAAUGUUCAGCUCUGCCGGCUCCAACACCACACACACUCCCAACACCACCCUCAUACUCACACAGCUCCUGCCCUACACAGCCUACAACCUCUCCAUCACCGCAGCCACCCGCAAGGGCUCCGGACCACCGCUACUACUGAUGCUGCACACAGAUGAAGCAGCCUUCUCUGUGUGGCUGACCUGGGAACCCUCUCUGGAACCCAAUGGUGUGGUCACAAACUACGGCUUCAGGAUCUGGGAGAUCAACACAAACACAAUCAGAUACCAGAACUCUACAGGUCCAUGGACAGAAGGACAGCUGAGUGGGUUCAGACCUCACCGCUCCUAUGAGAUCAGUGUGUUUAGCUACACCAGAGUGGGUCAUGGAGACCAGUACAGCACUCCUGUGUCCUUCACAACCAAUGAGUCAGUGUCUGAGGCGGUGGGUAACCUGUCCUGCUCUGGUCUGGGCUGGGACUCUGUGUUUCUACACUGGGAGCCUCCAGCCAACCCCAAUGGACUCAUCCUGUACUACCAGGUCCAGGUGGACACACACUCAGACUCACAGUCAUACAUACACCAGGCUGACACAAACCAGUACACGGUCAGCGGGCUGGCGCCGGACGCAGAAUUCACACUCACUGUGACGGCUGUCAACUCUGCCGGCCCAGGAGACCAGAUCAACUGUACUGCCUACACACACCCUGAGUCAGUGCCUGGUGUCCCUCGCUUCCUGAGUGUGUCAGAGACCACGUCCACCAGCGUGACGCUCCAAUGGGCUGCUCCCCUCUCUGCUCCGGGCAUGCUCAUUGAGUACCGCAUCACUGUGCAGCUGCUUUCACCGGACUGCCUGUCCAACACACCCCUUUCUGAAGCCACACCUCUCCCAGAGCCGACCCCUUCCCUGGCUCCAGGCUGCGUGGAUCAGGAGGUGUUGGUGUCAGUGAAUGGUUCUGAUGGUGGUGAGGGCAACAGGAGCAUCACUCUCCAGUCUCUGGCCAAGUACCGCCUCUACCGCUUCAGAAUCAUAGCCCUUACUAAUGCUGGGCCAGGAGAACACACACCCUGGAGAUACACGCACACACUGGCUGGGAACCCUGAUGCCCCUCCCAGCGACCUCUCGUUGACCAUGUCCUCCAACAGCCUCCGUAUCGAAUGGCAACUCCCAGAUGUGAUCACCGGCCCCACUUCCUACCUCAUAGACGUAAUCUCUCUGGAUAGCGAGGGGUUAAACCAGUCUGUAGUACGCGGUCCAGAGGAGCUGAGGACCGUAGUUGUGUCGAACCUGACUGCGUUCACUCGCUACUCUGUGACCGUGACUGCCUUCACUGGACGACUGGAGAACGCACGGCGGGACGGACAAGCCACUGAGCCCACUGUCAUCAGAACAAUGGAGGAGGAGCCCAGGGAUCCUCCUAAGAAUGUGACCCUGCAGGUGAUUCCAGAGGAAGUGACCCGUGUGUUUGUGACCUUUGCCCCCCCGGAGGAGCCUAAUGGGAACAUCAGUUCCUACACGGUGCUGGUCUACCGCCAGGGUCAGCUAGAGAUGACCAUCGACCGCCUCACCGUGGUCCAAAACAAGAACCGCACCCUGACCGCAGUCAUCGACGGGCUAAAAGGAGGCUACAACUAUAGUAUACGGAUUGCAGCAGUAAACGGAGCAGGUUUAAGCCCCCCCAGCUCAGAGGUUCAGAUCACUACAGGGAUCAAAGCUCCUGCCAAGCCCACACAGAGACCCCAGGCGGUGCUGGACCGAGGAGGAGUUGCAAUGGUAACCUCCAGGAGCAUCAUUGUUCGCAUGCCAACCUGUUUCUACAGCAAUGACAACGGACCAAUCAGAGGCAUCCAGGUCAUCAUGUCCGAAUCUGGGGUGAUGGACAGCAUGAACGUGACCAACUGGAAGACAGCAUUUCUCUCUCAUCCCGCCCCCUACCUGACUGACAAUGGCUUCCCCAACCCACUCUGUGUGAAGGACCGUAUGAGCAGGGACACACACACACAAACCAGCAGACUCACUGACUCACACAUUAGACACAGCAUUGUGAGGGACAGGGUUCUGGAACAUAGAGACUCAGUGGGGGAGCGCAUAGACCACCAGGAUGAUCACUAUGUCAUCGGAGAGGAGGACAACUGUCUGACUAAAGAGUACAGUAACACACUCUGUAACGGACCCCUCAAACCAAACACUGUCUACGUGUUUAAGUUCCGAGCCACCAACAUCCGGGGCCAGUACACAGACUCUGACUACUCUGAGCAUAUCAGAACCGCAGUGGAUGGUUUGUUGACCAGAGAUGAACAGAUCCUUCUGGGAGUUCUCCUCUCCUUCUUCCUGACCCUGCUGCUCAUCCUCAUCAUCUACGCCUCUGUCAGGAUCCGUCAGCGUCAGAAGGAGGGCGGGACCUACUCUCCCCGGGAGGCGGAGAUUAUAGAGACAAAGUUUAAACUGGAUCAGCUGAUUGCUGUGGCCGACCUGGAGCUGAAGGAAGAGAAACUACACCGACUUCUCAGCUACAGAAAGUCUCUCAAGCCGGUCAAUAAGAAGUCUUUCCUGCAGCAUGUAGAGGAUCUAUGUGCCAACGAGAACACCAAGUUCCAGGAAGAGUUUGCAGAGAUGCCCAAACUGCUGCAGGAUCUGGCUACAUCAGACGCUGACCUUCCCUGGAACAGAUCCAAGAACCGCUUCACUAACAUCAAACCCUACAACAACAACCGUGUGAAGCUGCUGUCUGAACCUGGCAUGCCUGGAUCUGACUACAUUAACGCUAGCUUCAUCUCAGGUUACCUGUGUCCUAGUGAGUUCAUAGCGACCCAGGGUCCUCUCCCCGGCACUGUGGCUGACUUCUGGAGGAUGAUCUGGGAGACUCGCACACGAACCAUCGCUAUGCUCACACAGUGCUACGAGAAAGGAAGGAUCCGGUGUCACCAGUACUGGCCAGAGGACAAUAAGCCGGUGACAGUUUUUGGGGACAUCAUCAUCACCAAGCUGACAGAGGACAUCUAUCCUGACUGGACCGUCAGAGCUCUCAAAGUGGAGAGGCAUGGGGACUACAUGGUGGUUCACCACUUCAACUUUACCUCCUGGCCAGAGCAUGGCGUUCCAGAGUCCAGCACCACACUCAUACAGUUUGUUAGAGCCAUCAGAGCCAACAGGCAUGAGAACACCACUAUAGUGGUACACUGCAGUGCUGGCGUAGGCAGGACAGGAGUGUUUAUAGCGUUGGACCACCUGAUCCAACACGUGAGUGAUCAUGACUUUGUGGACAUCUACGGUCUGGUGGCUGAACUACGCAGUGAGAGGAUGUGUAUGGUGCAGAACCUGACCCAGUAUAUGUUCCUACACCAGAGUACUCUGGAUCUGCUGAACAGUAAAGGAAACAGCCAGUCCAUCUGGUUCGUCAACUACUCUGCUCUGGAGAAAAUGGACUCACUGGAAGCUAUGGAGGGUGAUGUUGAGCUGGAAUGGGAGGAGACUACGAUGUAAAGGCUGAGAAUUUAUCAGUCAACUUCACACCUGAUAAACACACAUCUAUCCCUGGGUCAUGGGGGGCCAAAUCCUGGACACACUGACUGUUUGUCAGAUGGAUUGCUUCACCAGAGAUAGAGGGAGAGAAAGAGAAGGAGAGAUGAUAGAAACAGUGAAAGAGAGAGAAUUGUGUAGUCCAAACAGAGUAAUGUUUCCUCCAGCUUCAUUGGGAACACAAGUUGCCCUUAUCUGGCAGGAGGGUCAAAACAACACAACAGAAACUUAGUUGUUUACCUGGCCUGAAUCCUCACACCAUUACAGUCCUCUUGGAGCCCUGCGUCUUUUGUGUAAGUCCACAGGUAGAAAAGAGAGGGAUAUAUAUCACACAUGUAAGUUUACAGGUUGCACUAGUCAUUCCACUGUGUAUUUUAUUGGAUUCUUGUAUCAUGUUCUUGUAUAUUAAGUUCUUCAGCCAAAUAGUGUUGUGUCACUGUGUUCAGAAGUUUGCUUCGCUGUGUUACUAUGUUUAUAUCACGUGUUGCUAUGUUUGUCAUUGUAAUUGGGGGGUUUGAGGUAUAAUGUAUUUGUGGGGUAAUCUAGUGUAUUUGAUGUAUUUUCUCUGAGUGUUCCACAUCUGUGUUUUGGACCAGAAGUAAAAUCAACUCCACUACUCACCUACUCUGUCUGUCUGUCUGUCUGUCUGUCUGUCUGUCUGUCUGUCUGUCUGUCUGUCUGUCUGUC
Messenger RNA from Coregonus clupeaformis (lake whitefish), 8463 nucleotides. RefSeq names its product phosphatidylinositol phosphatase PTPRQ-like. The transcript is spliced from 49 exons. Gene Ontology annotation, biological process: protein dephosphorylation. NCBI's taxonomy places the organism in Eukaryota, Metazoa, Chordata, Actinopteri, Salmoniformes, Salmonidae. Bases 1 to 7740 code for a protein of 2579 amino acids. Gene Ontology annotation, molecular function: protein binding; protein tyrosine phosphatase activity. The record is from RefSeq and is a predicted model, not a curated record.